GGUAUGAACGCGUUGCCUCACGUCUUCACCGGCUCGCCCGCACUGUUUUUACCCCCCGGUGACGAUGUGAGGCGCGGGGCUGCGCACCGGCAGCGUGCGGGCAGUCCCUGCAGCAGCGGGCCCGCGCGUUUGGGGGCGAUGCUCACCUGCUCAGGUGACAUACGGCACGGGAGACCUCGGCGACGGUACACCGUCACCAUGAACAACCCCAUUCCAACCAGCUUGAAGUCGGAGACGAAGAAAGCCGCUAAAAUCCUGCGAGAGUUCACCGAGAUCUCGUCGCGCACCGGAGCCGACAAACUGAUCCCAGCUCAUGUGAUAGCGAAGGCGGAGGGCUUGGCCAUCAUCACCGUCAUCAAGGCCGGCUUCAUGAUCACCGCCCGGGGCGGUAGCGGCAUCGUCAUCGCGCGCCUCGCAGACAGACGCUGGUCCGCUCCGUCUGCCAUCGGCAUUGCUGGUCUAGGAGGAGGUUUCGAGAUCGGUGUUGAGGUCUCGGACCUGGUGAUCAUCCUGCUCCAGCGCCGGGCGGUCGAUGCCUUCACUAAAGGAGGGAAUCUGACGCUUGGAGGGAACUGCACCGUGGCAGUGGGGCCGAUGGGCAGGAACGUGGAGGCGGAUGUGCUCCUGCGCAGCACGGCGGCUGUGUUCACCUACUGCCACUCCAGGGGGCUGUUCGCCGGGAUCUCCCUGGAGGGGUCCUGCCUCAUAGAGCGCAAGGAGACCAACCAGAAGUUCUACUCCCAGGUGAUCCGGGCGUCGGCUAUCCUGAACGGAGACGUGGAGCCUCCGGCCGCCUGCCACGACCUCUACCAGGUCCUGGACCAGUACACCGACGCCUACACCGACGCCUGGACCAGCAAGCACCUGGGGCCCAAGGCCGGCCCAGCGAGGCCCAGAGCCCCGAUCCGCCCCCCCAGCUACUGCGCGCCCCCCCCAGCCAAACCAACUCUGUACCCCAGUCUCUCCGUCUACAAACCCCCCAAUGCAGCAGGAGGGGCUCCGGGUCCAGAGGGGCCCAGCGGACCCCUGGUCGUCACGGCAACACACCCGUUCACCGGCCAGCAGCCGGGGGACCUGAGCAUCGCCCCCGGCGACUGCAUCACCGUGGUAACCAGGACGGAGUCGGAGUACGACUGGUGGGAGGGCCGGCUGGCCGACGGCCGCACCGGCAUCUUCCCCGCCAACUUCGUCUCCUGGAGCUGAUGCUAACGGCUACGCUAACGGCUACGCUAAUCACACGCAACAUACACGCUACAUACAUGCCACUCACAUGCUACCUACCUCACAUGGCUACUGGUUUAGGGUUAAGACUGUUUCGGGGUUUAAACUGGUUUAGGGUUAAGACUGUUUCGGGGUUUAAACUGGUUUAGGGAUAAAUAUUGUUUCAUGGUUAAAGGCUGUGAACUUUAAAACAGGUUUAAGGUAGUAACUGGUUUAAAGUUAACACAGAUUUAAGGUCAAGGCUGGUUCAUGGUUAACACGUGUUAACUCGUCCUGUUUUCUCUAUUUAUAAUCCCUUGGGUUGGUAUAUUAAUGUCUGUUAUUCACAAGGGAGUGCCUUUUAUGGACAUGUCUGGUGUGACUUUGAUAUGAGAACAUUAAAGUUUAUUUUAUGUAA
Gadus macrocephalus (Pacific cod) is the source of this 1618-nucleotide messenger RNA. RefSeq names its product SH3 and SYLF domain containing 1 (gene sh3yl1). The transcript is spliced from 11 exons. Gene Ontology annotation, cellular component: ruffle membrane. Gene Ontology annotation, molecular function: protein binding; phosphatidylinositol binding. The record is from RefSeq and is a predicted model, not a curated record. The coding region runs from base 4 to 1203 and encodes 399 amino acids. NCBI's taxonomy places the organism in Eukaryota, Metazoa, Chordata, Actinopteri, Gadiformes, Gadidae.